AUGCCCACUACUUCUCCGUGUAACCUCAUUCCACUCUCCCCUUCAAACUCCCCUGCUCCAGGCCAUGAAAAACAAUUCUUCCCCUCUAGGAAAUUGGACUUGGAGGUCAGCGAACCAAUAGACUUUGGUUCUGGAGAUCAUCAACAUCUGAUUCGGAAAGCAGCAGAUAAAAGCAUCCAGUCCCAAUCUGGUGAGCACUACACACCUUCAUCUUCAGCUGGCCCACAAGAAACUCGGGAGAAGCCACGGCCAAAGGACACCGAGCAGUCGAAUACCUAUGUGAUAGAAAUUUCAGAUGAUGUCACCCCAGGUGAUAGCAAUGCAACUUUAGGCAAUCCUUUCUCAGAUGCAUCUGUCCGCAGAGCUUUCAUUAUCAAAGUGUUCCUCCUCCUGUCGUUUCAGUUGUUGCUCACUGCGGUAAUUACCGGUGUGUUUAUUUUCUGGGAGGCCUUAAAAGUAUGGGUGCUCAAAAACUCCUUGUUCAUCUAUACAAUCUUCCCAGCGUUUUUUGCCGUACUUAUUAUACUUGCUUGCUGUGGGAAUCUCCGCCGUCAGGUGCCUGCAAAUUACAUUCUCCUGGGAUUGUUUACAGCUCUUCAAGGUCUGCUGCUAGGAGCCAUAUCAGUUUUCUACAAGGCCGAGGAAGUGUUAUGGGCAACAGCUGCAACCACUCUGGUGACGCUAGCACUCACUUUGUUUGCUCUACAAACAAAAUGGGAUUUUACCUUGCUAAAUGGAGCACUGUUCGUUUUCUGCUUCGUGCUUUUAAUCUAUGGAAUUAUCUUAAUCUUUGUGCGAUCAUAUUGGCUGCAUCUAUUGUAUGCUGGACUCGGAACUGUGCUCUUCUCACUCUACUUGGUGAUGGAUGUGCAGCUCAUGCUGGGAGGGCACCACCAUUAUUCCCUGGACCCUGAAGAGUAUGUUUUUGCUGCCCUGAACAUCUACUUGGACAUCAUCAACCUUUUCAUUUUUAUUCUGCGUCUGAUUGGACCGGGACGGUAGUGACGCAACCAAGGCUGGCUUGUGCGGAGAAGAGGAAGGAGGGGUGCUGUGAAGUGUUGCCAGGCUCAGGCAUGCAGAAGUCACCACUUCAGAAGCUCUUUUAUUUAAAAAAAAAUUUAAGAAUACUUAUUUUUUUGUCAAAUGAAACCAAGCAUUGAGUAGAUGAUAGCUGUAGCUGUUUUAUUUUUAGUUCCAUUGUCACAUAGCAAAACUUUCUAGGGACAUUUCUAAUUUUUAUAGAUUCAAAAGAUGAGUAUCAUAAUCACAUACUUACAAACAUUUGUAAGAUGCCCAUUCCUUUGUUGGAGUUUUCUGAACACUAUUUAAAGUUGUAAACAACAUAUCUCCACGUGAAUACAAUUGACUACAGAAACCUACAUUUACUUCUUUCUCUUCUCUUGAUUUGGACAUUCUGUGGGAAUAUUCUGGCGUCUGA
Molecule: messenger RNA, 1438 nt
Organism: Symphalangus syndactylus (siamang)
Lineage: Eukaryota; Metazoa; Chordata; Mammalia; Primates; Hylobatidae
Product: protein lifeguard 2-like
Cellular component (GO): membrane
Source: RefSeq, a predicted model, not a curated record